Molecule: messenger RNA, 1692 nt
Organism: Alternaria burnsii
Lineage: Eukaryota; Fungi; Ascomycota; Dothideomycetes; Pleosporales; Pleosporaceae
Exons: 4
Coding region: 1-1692 (563 amino acids)
Molecular function (GO): chromatin binding
Source: RefSeq, a predicted model, not a curated record
AUGGUGCGCAAACGUAAAGUCGUAGAUGAGAAGUCCGCGCAUACUGGAUCUACUCCCUCAGCCAGCGAUGCGACAAACCCCUCCACGAAGAAACGAAAGAUUGACUGGUCGACGGUCGACAGCUUUCCUGGCUUCAAAGUCAUAGGCGUCGACACCAAGGCACGAAAGAAGCCAGGCCAAGCUUCAACUACACAAGAAAAGCGCAAUGCAGAUAAUUGGGAGCACCACAAAUACCCUGGUCACCUUAUGCCUUUGGACGCAGACAUCGUACAGCCAAAUCCAUUCCAAGGAGCUCCACUGGGCGACCUCCACGUCAAGAUUUCACCUGCACGAUACUGGGAAAGUACAAACCGCUAUCGCAAGUUUACUAUAAACGGUGAAGAAUUUCAAGUUGGCCAAAUGGUCUUUGUGAGAAAAAGCGAAGAGGAUCACGUAGAGGAGGGACCAAACUCAAUCCAGCACUGGCUCGCCAAGGUGCUUGAGGUACGCGCCGGAGACGCCUCUCAUGUCUACCUCAGAGUAUUUUGGGCAUACCGACCGGAGGAUCUACCGGGUGGCCGGCAACCGUACCAUGGCAGAGCCGAGCUGAUAAUCAGCAACCACAUGGACAUAAUAGAAGCCGUCACAGUAGAAUCUUCUGCAGAGGUGGUACAUUGGAACGACGACCUAGACAGCAUGGCACUUCUGGCAGACCAGCUGUUCUUCCGUCAAAGCUACGAUAUCACAAAGAAGACCAAUCGUUUAAGCAAACUGAACACCUAUUGCAUCGACAAGCAGCCCAGCAAUCCGGACGAGCUUCUUGUCCAGUGUCCACAUUGUUCAGAAUGGCUUCACGCAGGCUGCCUGAAAGAGCGAGCGCUCCAAGACCUGAGCGCAAAACAAGUGGCGUCCCCACCAAAACCAAAGAAAAGAGGUCGGCCCAGCAAGGGCGAACUCGCAUCGAGCCAGAGCGAAGCCACACACACCUUCGAGGCAAAGAUCAAGGGAGGCAGCAAGACUCGCCUCACAAUCAUGGAGAAGCAUGAAGGAAAGACCAAGCGGAAGUGGAAUGUAGACAUAUCGUGUCUCAUGUGCGGCGAGAUGAUUGAGAAGGCUGAGGAAGAUGUAUCUGAGAAGGCUGAGGAAGAUGCAUCAGAGAAGCCCGUAACUUCAACCCCAGCCGCUCAAGCCAGCGAUGAUGCAGACGUCCAAGACAUCACCACUCCUACCAAGGCAUCUGGUGUUGGCAAAACGCCAACCCGGGAUGGUGACUCGGACUCAGUCAUCGGUGACGCAGACGACGAUCAAGAAGUUGAGGUCAGAGAUGCGCCAACAGCUGAUACCGAGUCAAAGGGACCAAGGAAGAGAGGUCGUCCCCUCGGAUCCUUAGGAAAGAAGAGGAAACGCGCUUCUUACAUUUCGACCAAGAAAGCUACUUCAUUACAUACACAGCGUCUCAAAACAGAGACUGGCAAGGAGGGCUCUCCAGAUGCUGUACAAGACAUGGAUACGAGUGCGGUGGUGGUCGCAACUAUUACAGCAACAACGGCUUCCGAAUCUGCCGAGGACGCGACAGUGACGACCAAGUCUGAACCUACGGAAGAGGUGCCUACAGUCGCUACACUUAAGACACCUGCUCCAGCCUCCAUCAGCGAAUCCGUCUUCCAAUCUGGUGUACGAUCCAUGAAGCGACUGCUUUGGCCAGCACGAUAA